Molecule: messenger RNA, 4590 nt
Organism: Amoebophrya sp. A120
Lineage: Eukaryota; Dinophyceae; Syndiniales; Amoebophryaceae
Source: the annotation of a GenBank genome assembly
CGGUCUACAUUCUCUUCUACCAGGUGGAGCCCCUGAUGCUGCUCUGUCAACAGGACGAGCACGUCGCGCGGGAAGCGGCGAUCUACUGUCGCGCGGCGUCACUCGGCUUGCUCCCGAUGUACAUCGCGGACACCUGGCGGAAGUUCUUCGUCAACAUUGGACGGAUAUGCAUCGCAGAGGUAAAAGUAUCGUAGUCGUACUACUUGCAUCACAGCAUGACAGAUCUGGUCUCUUAGCUAAUUCAGCAUUACAAAUUCCACUUUAGUAUUUCCACCUGCUUCUAGCAAAAUUUGCAUUUGUAAUGCUAUUUUCACUAGAACUAGUGUAGUGUAGUACGAUAACGAUGCUCAUUUUUUGCAAUCCAUACCGGACGAACGCAAUCCAGACCAUGCAGAUCUGCACGACUUUGCUGCACUGGCUGUGGUGCUUUUUGUUCGUGGGGUACUACCAACUGGAGAACUUCGGGGUAGGGUUGGCGAACAGUUGCACCAACAUGUUGACGUUUCUCUUCUUCGGCUACCAGUACUACGCUUUGAACCUGCGGGAGUUCUGGAACCCGUAUGUGCGUGGGAACUUUUUCGGGAACAAGGUCGGGCUGGAAGAAAGGGUGUCGAUGUCCGGUGCUGGUGGGAACUACGUUCCACCUGAUACGACCGGCGCGACGACCGGAUCCGGAGCUGCUGCGCCAGGUUCUGCGACCGACACAGAGGGAGCUGCUCGUAUUGGCGUUUUUGGGCAGCACCUUCCGGUUGUUUCGCGCAGCCGAAGCAGGAGUCCGCGGGGAUCUUCGGUGCUAAUCAGAAGGCCGUCGACUUCGUCAGUAGAGCUGCACCCGGAACAAGAUGAUCCCCAGGACAAGAUUUCCGAAAUCGACCGUGCGCACCAUUCUUCUGUGCGGUCUUCUCCGGUCGUGCCCGGGUUGACCAUUUUGGAGAAGUUUUUCCGGGUGCACCAAGACGAGAGCGGGCUGCAGUCCUCGAGCUGCAGCGAGGCGAGUCUGGAGCGGCAACGCAGUGGGAGCCGCAGCUUGAGCAAAGCUCGGGCGAUAGGAGGUGGUGCGGGAGGACCGCAGCGUUUGGGUGGUGUUGGCGGAAAAACUGAAGAGAAUUUGAACAUCCUCUACGACAUCAAUCAGCCUCGGGAUCAUCAUGCGAGGGAAAGCCAAAGCGAUGCGGACUACAACUUUUUUCCGGAAUCCCGUGCGGACGCAAGUGUGAACGUAGACCCGUACAAUAACAUCAGUGGUUCUACUUCUUACCACAGCGAUGGAGCCAUUGGAAUUGCUGCUGACCAACCGGCGCACCAAAGACGAUCUUCCUCAAGAACGAAAUCUGCGCGCACUUCAGCGGCGAACGCGAACGACGGUUUUCUUCUCGACCAGCAGUACCAGCGACAAAGCGGCGCGAGCGGGGGCAUCAUCAGCUUCGCCGACGAGGAGGAUCUCCGACGUCCCACUGCCGCACAGCAAAUCUUACUUUCCGGCGCUCGGGGCCGCAGCUCCUCGCCGCGGGCGUCUUUUGUGGAACAUCACCUCUACGCUGUACAAAGCAGUCCGUCGCAGGCAAAAGCGCCACGAACCAGCUCGUUGAGUUUGACGAGAAAUAACUUGGACCAAGACCUGCUCUUUGCGGAGCUCGACGGUGGAAGUAGAACUGCUCCACUUCUACACAACGGUCACCUAGCGACGCCGCUUCUUGCGAGGGAGAAUAAGACGAUACAAAACGUCAGCACCAAAUUCCCGCUCAAUCAUCUCUCCCCGGGCUCCCCGGUCGGUCAACAUCUGCGAUUUCGCGACCUCAGUGGCAUGAAUCUUGCAGCCGCACCGGCGGCGCAACAGGAACGAGGAGAGGAUGACGAUGAUGAUGUAGGGGGAGGAUCAUCAUUAUCACUGAGGCACGAACGUGUAGACGUAGACGUAAAUGUGUUUCGACAUGAAAUGAACGAAGUCGAAGGGGAUCAAGCGCGCCGAGAUUUUAUUGUCGCAGAUGAAUUAUACGGAAAUUCAAAUUUUCGAGUCAUGCCGCAGCACGCGCGGGCGGAAGGCGAAUUUUCGGGUCCACAGAUCCAGGCUGGUGGGUCCUCCUCGUCGUCUAGUUAUUUCCCUGGCGACCGUGAAGGUAACUACCGUGCGCAAGGGCAAUUUGAAGAUGCAGUUGUACCCGUGGAUGACAAAAACGACUUCCUCGAUAAAGAACCGCCUCCAGCAAGGACAACAGCAUCGCUCUCGGCCGAUUCUGCGAAGGUCUUCCUCACAGAAGCGCGAGAGUCCGGACGGGAAAUGUUUGAAAGAGCGAAACAUUACACGAAACGGUUCAUGUUCGAAGGCUUCAUGUUCUACGAUGAAGGCGGAGGGGGAGAAGCUGCAAGGGAAAAAUCUCAACUUGUCGUUCAGCAGAGGACCUCGUCCAGCAGUCCCAGCCGGGCGCCAAACUACAACACACCGCUUCCCGUGGUCCCGACCUCCGCUUCCAAUUCUUCCCCUUCAAGGCCCCCGGGGCAGGCACAAGCGCAGGCCGCCGCAAUGCGCAGCUUCAAACAGCGCCUGCGGGCGAGCGGAAGGGUGAGUAGUUUCAGAGGGACAACAACAGCUGCUGGCUCAACAUCUUACCCCGCUGCUCUGGAGGACGAAAAAUUCAAACCCCCGGUACAUCUACUCUUCCAGGUCGUUUUCGACCCCUUCUCCGCUGCAGCCGGGCGCGGGGGCAGUACGAAUCCGGGUUUGAUGCUUCACCAGACUGGAACUGCUUCAAACGACCAUUAUGCGGUCGAAGAGCGCAGUGGCCUGGUUGGAUUGAAUUCAGGCAGGAGCUACAGCCUGCACGGAUUGAGGAAGUUCCUGAAAAUUUCCGUACCCACCGCCUGGCAGAUCGUCCUGGAGUGGUGUUUGUGGUAUCCUGUGCAAAAGUAUCGUGCUCGUAGUAAUUGCAGUCAUGCCUUACAAAUCUCGCUCCCAAGGCGCAUCAGCAUGACAAAUUCCAUUUGCCAUGCUGAGCGAAUUUGUGUUGCAAUUACUGCUAGUGCGAUACUUUUGCAGUUCAUAUGUGGGAGGUGAUGGCGAUUUGCGCGGGGCUGAUCGGCCCGGGCGCUUUGGCGUGCCACGUCGCGGGUCUGACGGUGUACACGGUAGUGUUCACGGGCGCACUAGGCUUAGCCUCCACAGCGGCGCAGGUCGUUGGGAACUCGCUAGGCGAGGGCAGGCCGCGACAAGCACGAAAAAACGCAGCGACAUGUGUCUGGUACAGCGUUUUCACGUCGGUUAUCGUCAUGAUCAUCGGCAACGUUGCGGCCCGGGGCAUCGCGGACUUUUACUUUCCGAUAGUAAGCGCUGACGGGACUAGUCUUGACGACGUCCUCUCGAAGGCAGAGAAUUUUCUCAUCCAGGAAGUGGAGCCACAACUACUUCAUCUGCCUAGUAGCACGGCAACGACUUCUACAGGUGGUUCUCGUGCAGGAGAACAAGUGACGGGCUUGGUAGAAGUGAAGGGGGGACAAGGACAAGGAGGAACUUUGGUAUUAUCAGCGUUCUCUUCAUCUUCUGGAAGAUCUGGGAGUACGAGUACGAGUAGUCUCCUCUUCCAAAACGACCGUCUGGUCACAACGCCCGAGGAGAAAAACGAACUGCUGCAGCUUUUGUUAAAAAUCAUCUUCACCCUCUCCCUGCUUCCCGACUGCGUGCAGAAUGUGGCGGUUGGCGUUUUAAGGGCCUGCAGUUGGUCGGACACGGCGGCGGGGAUGUAUUUGGUGCAGCACUACUUGUUCGGGUUUCCGCUGGGUUUGUAUGACAGUGCACAACUUCCCCUCUGCCUCAUUUGUAUUGCAUGAACGGCAACACAAGCAUCAGCAGUAAUGCCGGCGUUGCAUGACAAAUUUGCAAUGGAGUGUAGUGCUAUUUGGGCUGCCAGAACUUGUCAUGCAAACAGUGCCAAGAGGCAAACGCAAAGGAAGGAUUGGGCAUUUUGCAUGACAAAUGAGGGGGAGGGGGAGUUGUGCACUGUUAUAGUUUGUUCCUGGUGUUGAAGUACCACAGCCUGAUCCUUCUCUGGCUGGCGCUGGUUCUCGACCUCUUUUGCGGCUGUGCCCUGACGUUAUUCCUAGUCUUCAACCAAAUCGACUGGCGGAAAGAGUCGCAAACGGCCAUCGAGCGGUCGGUCAGAAGAAGCAUUCUGACUGCGGCGACGGGGUAAGGGUAAGGCAGCUAAGGGUAAGGCUAAGGGACGGAUGGACGGCCGGUGUCGAGCGCUGGAAGCACCUCGCCAGUGUUGUUCUGUCGGGCCCGCCCCACCGGGGGUGAUCAUGCACACAAGUGCAUGCAGUCGCAGUGCGGAUCACAGUUUAAGUAAGUAGUUUGGGUGUGGCGUAGUUCUUUACUGUACGUUCGCCUAAUUUUCUUUUCCCUUGGUAGUUUGCUUCUAGUUGUAGUUUGUCACAGGACGCCGGCAGCGCGAGCACACUUUGCGUCUGUCGGUGACGCGCACAAGACGUAAACAAACUGCACAGCUACCUAGCCAAAGCAACAGUACGAACACCGAGCAGGAGUCCCAGCGCGAAACUACAAAUAUUCGCUGUACGAAGCAAAUAGCUACUUCUCAC